UCAUAGGGUGGAGCUUCCAAGUUCUCCACCAUCUUGGGCACUCUUCCCAGUUCCUUGGCGUCCUUCUUGUCAGCAGGAAUCCACCUCUGCAGCCACAGCACUGGAUUUGUUGGUUAGACUUGUGAAGACUGUUUCCAUGACGGGAAAUCCCUCAGGCAAGGGAGAAGGGCUGCUUGUGCAAAGGACGUUGGGAUCCACAAGAGAGGCAGAAGCUCCCCAAGGCCACCCAAGUGACGAGGAAGGACCACUCAUAAAUUGCCUGGCUGUUGACUCCUGGAUCCUCUUUGCAGGAAAAGCAUCAGCCAGCAGCAUGUCUGAGGGGGGCGGUGGAUUGAUCUCCCCACCCAAGGGUCACUUUGACUGACGAGGCUCUGCAGAUGAAGGUGUGCCAUGCAGCACAUCAUUUCUGGUGCCCCUGUGAAUGCCACGGCCACGCUCCAUGAUGCCUUCACCCUCCUGGGCAUCCCAGGGCUGGAGUCCCUGCACAGCUGGCUCUCCAUCCCUUUCUGCUCCAUGUACCUGGUGGCUCUGCUGGGCAACGUUGGCCUCCUGCUGGUGAUCAAGAUGGAGCCCAGCCUACACGAGCCCAUGUACCUCUUCCUGGGCAUGCUCUCCCUCACAGACCUGGUGCUCUCCUCCUCCACCCUGCCCAAGCUGCUCGCCAUCCUCUGGUUUGGCAAGAAGGACAUCAGCUUCCACGCCUGUCUGGCCCAGAUGUUCUUCAUCCACUCCUUCACUUCCAUGGAGUCUGGCUUCUUCCUGGCCAUGGCCUAUGACCGCUACAUGGCCAUUUGUAACCCCCUGCACCACACGGCUAUCCUCACUAACGCCCUCCUGGCCAAGGUGGGGCUGGCCGUGGUGGUUAGGGGGCUGGUGCUGUUCCUCCCACACCCAUUCUUGGUGGGGCGGCUGCCCUUCUGCAAGUCCAAGGUCAUUGUCCACAGCUACUGCGAGUUCAUGGCUCUGCUGAAGCUGGCUUGUGCAGAUACAGCGGCGAGUGGGGGCUACAGCCUCACCGUGGCUUUCCUGAUCGGGGGCUUCGAUGUCUGCUUCAUCAGCCUCUCCUAUGGUCUGAUCCUGCACACAGUGUUAUUCUGCCACUUGCCCUCCAAAGAAGCCGGUUUCAAGGCCCUGGGCACCUGUAGCUCCCACAUCUGCGUCAUACUCAUCUUCUACACUACGGCCUUCUUCUCCUUCCUCACCCUCCGCUUUGGCCACAACGUCCCCCAUUCUGUCCACAUCCUCAUUGCCAACGUCUACCUCAUAGUUCCACCUGCACUGAACCCCAUCAUCUACGGCCUACGGACCAAGAAGAUCCGGGACAGGGUGCUGGGACUCUUUUCUUCAUGAUGUCUCAUGACCUUCCCAAGCACUGUUGCAGCGAUGUGUCUCUUACCAGAGAAGAUCUGCACACGUUGCAAUGUCCAACCGAAGGAGAGGAAGGAGACUUUGCAGUUUAGGGUCGGUUUGGAGGAAGAAAUAUCUGCCUAGCCUCUGUUGGGUCUUUCUGGUGUCUCCCAAGGGAAGCCACACAGUCUGGCAAUAUUCUGUUAGGAUAUUUAAAUUUAGUAGCUGGAACAGGGAAAUGUGCAAUGGGCCAGAACAGGUGUCCGUAGUUGAUUGGCUGGAGAGCGCCACCUCCUGCGUGAGGCAAUCUGUGCUAUGACUGGUUGCUGUAGGUGUCGUUUCCCUUUCUGUGUGUGCUCUGUGUGCUGUCAGUGAUUUUCCUCAUGAUGCUCCUGUUUGCCUGACCAUCUUGUCUGCUGUACAUGCAAAUGUUAAAUAAAUGUACUUGUAUAGCAUUAGACGGUUCAUGUCGAUAACCUGGCCUCCUG
Molecule: messenger RNA, 1835 nt
Organism: Pantherophis guttatus
Lineage: Eukaryota; Metazoa; Chordata; Lepidosauria; Squamata; Colubridae
Source: RefSeq, a predicted model, not a curated record